AUGGACAAAUACACCAAAGCCGUCACCCUAAUCGACGCCGCGCACGCCCAAGACCCCAAAAUCAUCACCCCUCCCAACGACCCCACCCCAAUCCCCUAUGAACUCCACUACGCCAACAAAAUGACCAGAUACCUCUCCCUCCGCUGCCCCUCCGCACCCGAAACCCUCCGUCUCGCCAUCCGCGCCCAACACCUCAAGCGCUGGGAGAUCCCACGGUCCUCGUACCCCAUGACUAAACUCGGGUACCAUUCCUGGCGUAGCAGCCUGCAGAAGCGGCAGGCAGAGAUCGCGGAGGGAAUGUGUUUGGAAGCCGGGUAUUCGGUGGAGGACGCGGGGAGAGUUGCGGCGUUGAUGCGCAAGGAGGGGUUGAAGAGUGAUGCGGAGACGCAGGUGUUGGAGGAUGUGGCUUGCUUGGUGUUUUUGGAUGAUCAGUUUGAGGAGUUUGAGAAGGGGUAUGAGGAGGAGAAGGUGUUGGGGAUUCUAAGAAAGACGUGGGCGAAGAUGUCGGGGGAGGGGAGGGAGCUGGCAUUAAAGAUUGAGAUGUCGGAGCGGGCGAGGGCGUUGGUUGGGAAGGCUUUAGAAGGUUAG
Molecule: messenger RNA, 588 nt
Organism: Aspergillus alliaceus
Lineage: Eukaryota; Fungi; Ascomycota; Eurotiomycetes; Eurotiales; Aspergillaceae
Product: DUF4202 domain-containing protein
Exons: 1
Coding region: 1-588 (195 amino acids)
Source: RefSeq, a predicted model, not a curated record